AUGCAAAAAACCCCACUAUGGCAAUAUAAAGCAUUUCAAAACUGGGUUAAAACAAUAUUAAUUUCAGAAAUGGUGGAUGAAAAAGAUAUGGUAGCCGAUUUUUAUUGUAAUGGUAUGGAUACAGGUAAAUGGGAACGUUCAAAAAUACACUGCUAUUAUGGAUUUGAUCCUUCCCCAGAAGAACUAUCAAUUGCUGAAAGUAAAUUAAAACAAAAAAAAAACCCAUACUCUGCAAAGUUUUUAAAAUGUAAUUUUAACGAAGAUCAAAUUGAUACAAUAAUAAAAAAUGACACAAACCAAAUAAUAGGGAUGGAUGUAGAUAAUAAUAAUAAUAAUACUAGAAAUAACAAUUAUAAUAAUAGUUUUAAUAUAGAUCAGAAUGGAAUAAAUAAUAGUAGUGGUGUAAUAUUUGAUGUAGUAAGUUGUUUUAAUGGUGUACAAAAUUCAUUCUCUAGUGCGCAAGAUGCUGAACAAUUAAUAAAGAAUGUUUCAGUAUUGUUAAAAGAUGGUGGAUUCUUUUUUGGAAUAAUACCCGAUUCAUCAUCUAUUUGGUACAGGUCUCAAAAGGUUUCAAGUGGUUUCCCUGGUGUAAAAUCAGCUCUUUACACCAUCGAGUUCAAUUCUGAAAUUUCAAAUUUUUUCGGUUGUAAAUAUAAAUUAACUUUAAAAGAUGGCUCAAUUAUUGAAGAAAAUUUAAUUCAUUUUCCUUCAUUUAUAAAUAUUUGUAAAAAAUAUAAUUUAACUUUGGUAGAGGCUAUUAACUUUACAGAUUUUUAUGAUGAAAAUAAAAAAACUUAUGAAAAGUUACUAAAAAAUUCUGGAGUUUUGCCUCAGGGUAUCAAAAAAAUCGACCAACCACAAAUGGAACUGAUUGGUUUAUAUACAACUUUUAUUUUUGUAAAAGAAAAACCUGAAAUUAAAAUGGUUCAAAUAAAAUAA
Molecule: messenger RNA, 939 nt
Organism: Dictyostelium purpureum
Lineage: Eukaryota; Evosea; Eumycetozoa; Dictyosteliales; Dictyosteliaceae
Exons: 3
Coding region: 1-939 (312 amino acids)
Biological process (GO): 7-methylguanosine mRNA capping
Cellular component (GO): nucleus
Molecular function (GO): mRNA 5'-cap (guanine-N7-)-methyltransferase activity
Source: RefSeq, a predicted model, not a curated record